Penicillium malachiteum is the source of this 1107-nucleotide messenger RNA. RefSeq names its product porphobilinogen synthase HEM2. Gene Ontology annotation, biological process: heme biosynthetic process. The transcript is spliced from 3 exons. The coding region runs from base 1 to 1107 and encodes 368 amino acids. The record is from RefSeq and is a predicted model, not a curated record. Gene Ontology annotation, cellular component: cytosol. NCBI's taxonomy places the organism in Eukaryota, Fungi, Ascomycota, Eurotiomycetes, Eurotiales, Aspergillaceae. Gene Ontology annotation, molecular function: porphobilinogen synthase activity; zinc ion binding.
AUGUCGUUCUCCAACCUGGUCUCAGAUAUCGCAUUCCGCGAUUCCAACGCAGAUGAGCGUGGUUCCACGAUCUCCCACGCUCAAUCCCGCGCCGCUCGUUCCUACGCGAGUACCACUGCGACCAGUGUUAGCAUCUCUGGCGAUAUUUCCAGUCAACUUCAUGCUGGAUACAGCCACCCGUUGACACGAUCAUGGCAAGCAGAGAGACAAUUAACCAAGGAAAUGCUUAUCUACCCCCUCUUCAUCACCGACAACCCGGAUGAACAAACCCCCAUCCCCUCGCUCCCUAAUCAAUACCGUUUCGGUAUCAACCGUCUCGUCCCUUUUCUCUCCCCCCUCAUCCGAAAGGGUCUCCGCUCCUCCCCCUUGCACCCAACCGCAAAAGACGCCCUCGGCACAGCAGCAGAUGACCCCGCCGGUCCUGUCAUCUCCGCAAUUCGUCUGCUUCGCGCUCGUUUCCCAAACCUGUACAUUAACACCGAUGUCUGUCUCUGUGAAUACACUUCCCACGGUCACUGCGGUAUCCUCCGCGAAGACGGAAGUCUGGAUAACGCCCAAUCCGUCGACCGCAUCUCCGACGUUGCGCUCGCAUACGCAGUUGCAGGUGCGCACUGUGUCGCGCCCUCUGAUAUGAACGAUGGUCGUGUCCGCGCUAUCAAACUCAAGCUCAUUGAAGCCGGUCUUGCGCAUCGCGUUCUGCUCAUGUCAUAUAGUGCUAAGUUCAGUGGUUGUCUUUACGGUCCUUUCCGUGAUGCCGCGGGCUCUUGUCCUUCUUUUGGUGAUAGAAAAUGUUACCAACUCCCCCCUGGUGGUCGGGGUCUCGCGAGACGCGCUAUUCAGAGAGAUAUGAAUGAAGGUGCUGAUAUCAUUAUGGUUAAACCUGCUAGUCAGUAUCUCGAUAUUAUUCGUGAUGCUAAGGACCUUGCGCAGGAUAUGCCUGUUGCGGCGUAUCAGGUUAGUGGAGAGUUUGCGAUGAUUCAUGCUGGUGCAAAGGCUGGUGUCUUUGAUUUGAAGGCUAUGGCUUUUGAGAGUACUGAAGGUAUUCUCAGAGCUGGAGCUGGAAUUGUGGUUACUUACUUUACUCCGGAGUUUCUGGAUUGGUUGUAA